AUGGGCGGCGCCGCCACUGCGCCAAGCGCUGCGGUGACCCAGGCAGAGCCCGAGGUGCCGCCACCGCUGCCGCGAGAGAACGCCGUGCUUGUCCUCGGCGCCACCGGACGCGCGGGGCGCCUGAUCGUUCAGGAGCUCCUGCGCUCCGGCCGCACCGUCGUGGCCGCCGUCCGCACUGCUGACAAGGCGUCGGAGGUCUUCUCGGCCCUGGAGUUGCAGGAGGGGCGCCAAGCUGAGGGCAAAGGGGACGGCAUCCUGUUCGUCCAGGCGGGCGUGGACGUCACCGAUGAGUCAACGCUCACUCCAGACCUGUUUGCGGGCGUCACCCAGGUCGUCAGUGCGCUGGGCGGCGUGACUGGCCGCCUGCCUGACGGCACCUUUGGUUACCUGGACGGCAUGACCCCAGAGGCCGUCGAGGCCAAGGGUAUGGCCAAUGUGGUGGCGGCCAUGAAGCAACACCUGGCCCCUCAGAUUCGCACCACCCAGGAGGUUCUGCCCAUGCGCACGGCCGAGGAUCUGGAGGCUUGGGAGCGCCUCGAUGACGUCAUCAUGGGGGGGAGCAGCAGCAGUGGCCUCACGGCCCUGGAGGACGGCAGCGGGGCGGCGUGGAAGGGCGACCUGGUCGUGGAGGGCGGCGGCUUCUGUGGGGCGCGCACGCGCAAGCUGGGCCUGGACCUGUCGCAGUUUGAUGGCUUGAGGAUGAGGGUGAAGGGCGACGGCCAGACUUUCAAGUUCAACAUCAAGACGGCGGACCAGGAGGACACCCCAGAGUCGACUUACCAGGCGACCUUUGAUACGUCAGAGGAGGGCGACUGGACGACAGUUCACCUGCCGUGGCACAGCUUCGUGCCCGUGAAACGCGCCCAGAGCGAUCCCCAGGGGGAGCCCCUCAGGGGUGAAGCCAUCUCCAAGCUGGGGCUGGUCCUGAGCCGCUUCGAAUUCAACAAGAUGCCCAACCCCCGCUACCACCCUGGCCCCUUCGAGCUGACCAUUGGCGGCGGCCUGUCGGCGUACCGCGACCCGCGGCCCCAGCUGCUCGUGAUUUCCUCAGCCGGCGUGGAGCGCAACGCCAUCAUCGGCGACGACGCAGAGGCCCGCAAGAAGGACAUCCCCAUCGUCCAGCUCAACCCAGGGGGCGUCCUCAACUGGAAGUUCGAGGCCGAGUGCGUCGCGCGCGCCAGCGGCUUCCCCUACUCGGUCGUCCGCUGCACAGGGCUGGACGACGGCUCGGCCGCGGCGGCCGAGCCGCGCCUGCUGGAGGCUGACCAGGGAGACAGCAUCAGCGGCAAGGUCUCGCGCGCUGAGGUGGCGCUCGUCGUCGCCGCGGCGCUGGCCAGCCCCGACGCCGCCAACAAGACGUUUGAGCUGCGCAGGAACGAGGCGGUUGACGCGAAGGGCAAGACCACGGGCCCGCGCCAGCUGACGCGGCUCUUCCUUAAGCUGGCGCUGGACUCGCACCGCUGGCGCGUGGGGCUGCAGCCUUUCCCGCGGGCGGUGCCGCCGCCGGCGCCGCCCACAGAGGAGCGCAAGGCGGAGAUCCUGGCUGACCCCAGGGUCCAGGAGGUGCGCGACCGCCAGCAGCGCGCCAGGGUGGGUCUCGCCCCCGAGGGCCAGCAAGAGGGUGGCGGCAACGGCGACGGCGCCGCUGCGGCUGCGGGCGAGGGCGGCGACGGCAGCGCCAAGGAAGCGUCAGAGGCACCGUCCAAGGAGCUGGUAUCUUCCAAGGCGUGA
Messenger RNA from Monoraphidium neglectum, 1731 nucleotides. RefSeq lists its product as hypothetical. The transcript is spliced from 15 exons. The record is from RefSeq and is a predicted model, not a curated record. Bases 1 to 1731 code for a protein of 576 amino acids. NCBI's taxonomy places the organism in Eukaryota, Viridiplantae, Chlorophyta, Chlorophyceae, Sphaeropleales, Selenastraceae.